UUGCUUUUUUCGAGCACCCGUGAAUGCAACCCGGGAUUUGACACCAUUGACAGCCAACAUGGCGCUCGCGACGUAGAGCCGGUCAGUCAACAUCUCGCCGCCCCGCGGCCUCUGCUUUAUUGUCAGCUGUCAGGAGAGAACCCAGCUCGGGGAAGACUAAAAGGAAAGUGACUGCGAAGAGCUGUCGGCCUUUUUCACCUUACCUAGCUUUUUCUCCGGCUGCUGUGGCUAAGCGAGAGAGACAGUGGCCAAUUGUUCACAAACAAGUGACGGCGGUGGAGCGCAUGGACGCAGUUUGGACUUCCGUACCUCAAGCGAUAUGGUAAAGUAAAAUCCUCUGUGAAGCACCCUCUCACCGGCACCAUCCUCAUUUGGUGCUGAUGUCAUCAACACCAGCCAAGCCCUGCGGCACCCUGCUCUGUCCUGAGUCUGGACUUUCAGCCGCAAUGGACUCUCUGUCCAUGUCUUCCCUUUUAUCUGGGGAGUUUGACAAGGACGGGGUCCAAGGAAGUGAAGGAGGGGAAGACGAGGACGAUCUGGGAGACCUAGAAGUGAACCCUUAUGAUGGCCUGCCUUUUUCUUCACGCUACUACGUCCUUUUACAGGAGAGGCAAAGGCUUCCUAUAUGGACGCUCAGGCAAAAUCUGCUGGAGCACUUGGAGAACCACAACAUGGUGUUGGUCAGCACACGUAGUGGAGAUGGAAAAAGCACCCAGGUUCCACAAUGGUGUGUGGAGUAUGCUUUGUCCUAUGACUUUUCUCACGGCAAGGUGUGCUGUUCUCAGCCUCAUUCAGUGGCAGCAGUGAGUUUGGCUCUUCGUGUGGCGGAUGAGAUGGACCUCAGCCUGGGUCUGGAGGUGGGCUACAGGGUGGCUCAUGAUGACAGCUGUACACCCGACACCUUGCUCAGGUUUGUCAGUGACACGCUGCUGCUGGAAGAGAUGAUGUCAGACCCCUUGCUGCAUCAAUAUGGUGUUGUCGUCUUAGAUGAGCUCCAGGAGCGCACGGUGGCAACAGAUGUGCUUCUUGGCCUUCUGUGCGACGUCUGCCGCCAGAGGCCAGAUAAUUUCCGGGUAGUUCUCCUUGCUCACUUAAGUCUUGCUCCUCGGCUCGCUUCCUUCUUGGGCCCCUCCGUCCCACUCCUCUCCAUGGACAACCUCCUCUCUGAGCCCCUGACAAAUAGGCAGGAAAAAGAAUGUGAAACUAAAGAGGAGAGGGACGUUGCAAACCUGAACAGCGUGGAGAUAAUGUACAGAGAACUUUCUCCUGGGAGGGAACCUGUGGCUGCUGCCUGUCACAUGGUUCUAGAUCUGCAUCGAAGAGGAGAGGAAGGCGACAUGAUGGUGUUUCUUGCCAGUGCUCAGGAAAUAGAGGAGUGUGCGGCCCAGCUGGAGGCAGAGGCCGUAGGUCUGAGUCCUCAUCUGGGUUCUUUCAAAAUCAUCCCCCUCUACACUGGACUAGGUGUGUUGACCCAAAGGGUGUACGAGUCCAGCACCGAAACAUCUAUUUACAGGCAAAGUGGUGAUUCAGAGGGAAUGGAAAGCUUGACAAUGGGAGCAGAAGGUCCGGGCAUCAAGAGGAAAGUUAUCCUCACUGAUACCCUGGCUGAAGGUUCUUUCUCACUGCCAGGCAUUCGCUAUGUCAUAGACACAGGCCUUCAGCUCAAAACUGUUUACAAUCCUCAGAUAAGGGCAAACUCGCAGAUUUUGAGGACAAUCAGCAAAACACAGGCCGACAUGCGAGCUCAGAGGGUGAAGAGCCACCUUCCUGGGUUGUGUGUGUACCUAUACCCACAGUCUCUGUAUGAUUGUGGAUUGGAGGCAGCUUAUUGUCCGCGGGUAAUGGAGGAAAACCUAAGCCACUUAGUCCUAUUGCUCAAGAGGCUGGAUAUUGCUGACAUGGGACAAUGCAAGUUCUUGGACAGACCAGCCCCUGAGGCUUUAAUGCAGGCCUUGGAGGACCUUGACUACUUGGCAGCACUAGAUGAUGAUGGUAAUCUAUCAGAAGUGGGCAUCAUCAUGUCAGAACUGCCGUUGGAGCCACAUUUAGCUAAAGCCCUGAUUGCUGCGUGCGAGUACGACUGUGUUAACGAGCUGCUCACAAUAGCUGCCAUGUUGACAGCUCCUUCCUGCUACUUGACACCAGAAGCCAACAGAGAGGAGGCUGCCAUUGCACACUGGCGACCUCUAAUGCACACAGACGGCGACCACAUGUCUCUCAUCAACAUCUACAAUGCUUACAUGGAGCAUAAUCAGGAUGAGGCAUGGUGCACAACACAUUUCCUGAACCAUGCGGCCUUGCAUCUAGCUGUGGUUAUCAGGGCCGAGUUGCUGGAGGUCAUGCAGCGAAUAGAACUUCCUGUGUCGCCUCCUGCUUUUGGAUGCCAAGACAACUGCACAAAUAUUAAGAGGGCCCUCAUCUCCGGCCUAUUUCUCAAAGUGGCUCAUGACGUAGAUGGUUCCGGUAACUACCUCCUGCUGACACAUCGCCAUGUGGCUCACCUGCACCCCUUCUCUUUCUACCUUUGUCAUCAGCUGUGUCCCACCCAUCCAUCCUGGGUCCUCUACCACGAAUUCACCAUCUCCUCUGACAACUGCAUCCGCAUUGUUUCUGAGGUCCACCCCCAAAUGUUGGUGGAGCUCGUGCCUCAGUACUUCCUGGGAAACCUCCCCUCUAGUGAUGGCAAGGAGCUGCUGAUCAAGCUGAGGCAGAGCGUCGAGCCUUCCUCUGGAGAUGGCGCACCUCAUUGGUUGGGAGAGACGCACAAUCAGUCCAGCACUGAGCUCUGUGUUGUCCAAUGAACAUCAUUAACUAUGUGACACGCUUUUAUCAUUUGCUGGAAAACACUAAUCGUUUUAAGUUAGGUUUUUACAUUCAAGCUCGUUCUGCACAUUCUGGUGUACUGUUAACUUAUUUCUAACUUUCUAAUAUUUAAUUGUUUUUAUGUUUACAGUGGAUAUUUUUUCCUUGAAUUCAUUCUUCAGAAAAAUAGUGACUUGCACAAAGAUGCAAGGGAAAGGGAAGCUCAACAUUUAAAUGAACCUGAAGUGUCAUUUUAGAUAUAGGAUGAUACAGUACACUACAGCAGGGGUGUCCAGAGUGUGGUCCACAGCCCCCUUUUUUAUUGGCCAUUUCACAUUCUAAAAAUAGAGUCAAGCCAAAGAAAAGGAUAAAAAUAAAAGUAGGGAGAACAAAAAACCGCAAUAUGGCAUCUUUUAAUGAGAAAAUGUUUAAAAUGUUCUACUAAUGAUAUGCUAUAACAGACAAAGAUUGUUAGCGCUUAUACAUAUCUUUCUUAAUAUAUGGUGGUUGGCUUUUAACUGUUUACAAAACAUCCUGUGAUUUGUCAGUACUCUGGUACCUCGGUUUUCAAUACUAUUUAUUUAUAAAUAUAUAUUAAAUAAAAACUUUUUUUUUUACUAUAGUGGUAUGUUAGUUUUAGUUUAGUUUAUCAAACACGUAUUAAAUAAAUAAAAUUUGCCACACAUUGUGUAUACGUACACACAAAUUGGGGCCUUGAGCAAAAUUUUAUUUGCAAAAUCUUCAAAUUUUUAUUUGCGCGAAACUAUUUUUACACAUGUACUUUUAACUACGGGAGAAGGGGAGCCUACGCACAGUGCAUAAUUUGCGUAGAAGCCCUGUCCUUACAUACCACGGAUGAAGUGUGGGCAGUGGUGACAAAAGCAUUGGCAGGAUCUGAACAAUUGGAACAAAGCAAACGAGACCAACCACAACUUGAGAGGUGAAAAGUCUGCCUUAUUUUAGUAUCAAAGGCCAUGGAAAUGGAAAGGAAUAAAGCGAUGGAAAGCAAGUUGCUUCCGCACAACCAAUCUGUACAGGAAGACCACCAAGCCUCCUUUGCCAGUCAAAGGCAGUUGGUACGUUCCUUGUGAAAGACACAGACAAGGCCAUCAAGCGGCAAAAGCUGGGAACCUUAUCAAGUUGCAAUAGAAAGCAGAAUCCUUCGGAAACACCAUGAAAUCGUGGGCGUGAUAUGCCAGAGACGUCUGGCCCUUGCACACUCGACCAAGAAGAGGCCUCUUGCUACACAGAAUCCAUCAGGCAGCAGAGGAAGACCACCAGGUGAAAGUGAUUGAAUUUCCCUCCAAGGGUUGAUCCGACCUGGAGGGAACUGUGGCAAACUGACCAUGGGAAGUUGAGCUUUCUCCUGCGCUCUGACUGACCACUUGGCAACUGGGACUGAGCGAAAGACUUGUAAGAAAUGUGAAGAAGCCUCUUGUACACUAAUCCACAUCCUGACCGGCUGUCCAAGGGCACCACAGAUGGAGGCAAGACAAGGUCCUUACAGAACUUGUCAAAACGGUGGAAUAAUAGUAAGUCAAAACCAACAACAAGCAGGCCUAUGGCAUAGCCUUUUUGAAAGAAGGGGAAAACGCUCUUAAGAUCCCCACAGUGGCCAAUAACCCGUUUUAUAACUUAUGUGCCUCCAACUGGGAGAUGUGGGGAUCUGAAGAGGGAGCUUGUCUUCCCACAAAACAUGGGGCAGUGUCCCAGCUCCGAUCAGACGUGGUCCUGCUUACCAGGAGCACAAAAGACAUCAUAGUUGUUGAGCUCACAGGCCCCUGAGAAGUUAGGCUAUUUACUUCCCAACAACCAAAAAAGCCAAAUACCAAUACCUGUUCCCAGCAAAAUCAUUGCGCUACUUCCUCCAGGUGGUAGGGCUAGAGCCUGAACAGCAGAAGAAAGCCAGCAGGGACAUAGCGCCGCAUCAGCAGAGUCAGUUCACAAUGGCUGUGGCUGACGACAGAGCAGUUGGAAAAACCUUCUCCCAAUGAAGCCUAGUCAGUCUUCUCUGCCCCAUUCUGGUGAGGUGUACAACACCUGUGAACCUGGGAUCUUUUCUAAAGAUGUGUUCCAACAAUGUGAGUGCUCCAAGGAAUACCCUCUCAGAGAAAGACCUGCAUCUCCUCAGUUAGUGGAGUUCCUACCGUUGCAAGCUUGGCAAAGCAUCUCUGACAAUUUCUUAAUCUCAUUGGCCUAGUUUUGCUUAGGUGGUUAGCAGCAUAGCUCAAAAAGGCUUUGGGCGGAGUUGCCUGAACCUUUCAGAAAUUGUCCGAAAUGGGAUGAAAAAAAAAAAAGCCAAGGGAUUUGAUUUGGGGGCUGGACCUGGAUAAUUUCUACUAUUUUACCUCUUGUUUACGUAACCAAGCCUAACUUCUCUGUGAGUUUGAUUCUUUGUCCCAAAGAGGAUUCACGACAUUUACUUCAUCCUGCGCAUAUGAGACAUGCCUAAGUUUUGCAGUAUGCUCUCUUGGUGCUUUCUAGUUAUAUUUUUUUUUACUCUACUGGACUACAUCUUGGUUUUUAGCCAGACAAAAACUCAAGCGUAUGAAAACCAAAGCAUAUUUUCCAAUAAGAAUUAAUCACGUAAAUCCAAUUACGAUAAUCUGUUCCAGACACCCAGAUUUUUUAGAGAAUAAUAAUAGUUUUACAUGCAGAAUUAAAUGUGAAGUACAUACCAUAUAGUACAUUUGACGUCAAUUUUACCUUUUUUGAAGACACUUGUGGUUAAAGACUUUUGCAGUCGUACUCCAUUUAAAAAAGGAAAGAACAGACCUGAUGCUUUGUUUGGACACUCGAUUCCAUGAAUGAUAGAUGCGGCGAAACUUUGGUGAAAUGUUUCAAAGUCAUACAAGAGUGGGGCGUACAAAAACCGAAGUACCACUGUACACGGCCCUCGGUGGACACCCCUGCACUAUGUUGAGCACGAGUGCUGUCACUGCUGGACCUUCCGCAUCUAUGCAGAUCUUGCCUCUGGAGAAUCAUUGCGGCGUGUGAUGAUCUCCAGAUUAUGGCAGAACAUAUUUUUGAUACUAGAAUUCUGUUUGUACAUUCUUUGUGGAUCCUGCCUUCCUUUUUAUGUUUGGCUUUGUGGCAAUAAUAAAUGUUUUGAUGUUAUUCAACUGGA
Messenger RNA from Nerophis ophidion (straightnose pipefish), 5929 nucleotides. RefSeq names its product DEAQ box RNA-dependent ATPase 1 (gene dqx1). The transcript is spliced from 12 exons. Gene Ontology annotation, cellular component: spliceosomal complex; intracellular anatomical structure. The record is from RefSeq and is a predicted model, not a curated record. NCBI's taxonomy places the organism in Eukaryota, Metazoa, Chordata, Actinopteri, Syngnathiformes, Syngnathidae. The coding region runs from base 381 to 2801 and encodes 806 amino acids. Gene Ontology annotation, molecular function: RNA binding.